Penaeus vannamei (Pacific white shrimp) is the source of this 3411-nucleotide messenger RNA. The record is from RefSeq and is a predicted model, not a curated record. NCBI's taxonomy places the organism in Eukaryota, Metazoa, Arthropoda, Malacostraca, Decapoda, Penaeidae.
AAUAAAAGGUCUUGAUCUGUUUCGGACGCUACAUCUCAGUACACGUAAAAUUGCUCUCAAAGUCUGCUAUGGCUGUCCAUUCGUCUGGUUAAUACCUCGCUCUGAGUGUUUAGAGUGAUGUUUCGUCAACGUUUAAAAGGUGCCCAUCGUGUUGGUGCUCCAGGUUCUAUUAAUCAGUCACAACAGAAUCAGCAUCCAACACAGCAAAUGGUUGGAUGGGGUGGUCAGCAACAUCAGUGUAAUGAUUCCACCCAACCCCCUUUUGCACCUGGAUGGCCACAUCAAUCUGGCCAUAAUCCCCAUCAUACCCAACAACAUCCGUCAGAAGGUGGUGUUUGGACAUCGGGAAUUGAAACAUCAGAUGGUGCAUGGAAUUGGGGAGAAAGUGGUAAUGAUGCAUGGUCUUGGAAUGGGAAUAAGCAUUCCACAACUAAUCACCAGCAGCAACUGAAUCAGCACCAGCAGUCUGCUCAACAUUACCUUCAGCAUCGUGCUCACACUCAGCAGCUGCAGCAUACGUCACAGCAGCAGUAUUCUAAGCCUCCUCAUAAUGUGUUAAAUAACCAGCAUGCUGUAACUACUGCUUCUGCUGUUUAUGAGCAAAAUCAGAAUCCUACGAAUGCUCAGCAGUUCCUUAAUGGGAGCAACCCAAGUAGUUCUGGAGCUGAAGAUUGGGGAGGAGACAAUUGGGGCAAUGACUGGGAAAGCAGUGAUUCUUUCAACAACAACAAUAAUACUAAGCCAGCCAAUUAUGGAAAGCAGGAACAUCAACAAAAUCAGUAUUACCAAGGGAACCAGGAACAACAUCAGUACCAAGAAUAUCAUCAUCAUCAUCAGUAUCAAGAUGUACAGCAGCAACAAAUAUUGCAACAGGAGCAGCAAGUGCAUCAACACCAUAGCUCUUAUCAGCAACAAAAUUACCAGCUGAGUCACUAUGGUCAGGAUGGAGAAAAUAAACAGCAAUAUGAAUAUUACAACUAUCAACUGCAACCACAACAGCAGCAGCCACAUCAACAGCAACAAGAACAGCAGCAGCCACAUCAACAGCAACCAGAACAGCAGCAGCCACAUCAACAGCAACCAGAACAGCAGCAGCCACAUCAACAGCAACCACAGCAGCAGCUACAUCAACAGCAACCACAUCAACCACAGCAGCAGCAACCACAGCAGCAGCAACCACAACAGCAGCAACCACAACAGCAGCAGCAGAAUAAGUUGCAAGAAGAGAAUAUCAUGAGUUGUGAAAUGCACCUUGUACAACAAGAACAAGAGAAACAACAUCCACUUCAGCAGUACUCCGAACAUCCAGUAGAGGAUGAAUGGGGUUGGGAUAAUGAUGACUGGCAGACCAAUGGAGUUCCUUCUUCAGCACAUCAGCAGGAAACAAACUUCCAUGAACAGUCUCAGUAUAAUUCUGAAACAUUUAGCAAGGAAAUGCAUAUUUCAAAAUCAGAACAAGUCGCACAUUCUGCUCAUGGAACCCAAAUAGAAAAUGGUGUUUCACCACAGAUAGGUUGUGGAGAUGCUUCUGGUGAUGGAUGGCCUGAUUGGGAGGCUAAACAGACUCAACCAGGUAAUGAUCAGCAACAUUUACAGCAAUUGCAUACUCCAGAAGGAUUCCUUAAGGAUACAAGCUGUCCAUCUCAUCAGAGUCUUGGAGGACAAGAAAGCCAACAACCACCUCAGCAACAGCUAGAUGAUGGUUUAAAACCAGAAAAAACACAGGCUAAUCAGGUAGUUGAUAGCACCAAUGCUGUGACUUCUCAUAGUUGUACACCAUCACUUAACUCUACUACUACUGUAUUGCCUGGAGCAGGUAGUACUCUUCAUACCAAACAAGACUCCUGGGGCUGGGAAUCAAAUGAGUUUAAUACAGUAGAGGAUAAUAGAACAAUUCAAGCUUAUUCAGUAGACUCUGAAGACACUCCCUUCGGGUAUGAGACAUAUAAUGAACCUAUUGCUGCACAUCAGAAAUCAUCUUAUGGGGAUGUGAAUACUGAAAAUGUACCACCUGUUGAAAUAGAUUCUUCUAAAACUGCCGUGACAGAACCUGUUCCAGCAGAUCAGAUCUCAACCUCAGCAGUGGUUAGUAAUUGGGAUGAUGGUUGGGGUGAUGGUUGGGAGGCAGAAGUUCACACUUCUAAAGAUCCCUAUUUAGAGCAGAUUAGAAGUGCUGAAGAAAUUGGUCCAAAUAAACAUGCUGUAAAUGGAGAUCCAUCUCAUCCAAAGCCACUAGAGCCCCAGCACAAGGAAUUUUUAUACCAACCCGAAAGGGUAACAUGUACAGAAAAUGAAGUGGCAGCUCAGCCAGAUCAGAAGCAGAAAGAGUAUAGUGAGAAAGACUAUAGUUUACAGACACAGAAUCAACAAUAUUAUGAUGACAUUCCAGUUACUUCAGCAGCAAGAUGGGAUGAUGGAUUGGAACAAAACCAUGAAAUCAGGUAUCCAUCUAAUCAUAUUAAAGAGAGAACUGAGACCUGUGGCACCAAUGAUAACUCUACAACAUAUGAAGUUGCUACUUCAAUCACUGAGGCAGUUGAUGGAAUGACAAUAAGAGAAGAUUUACAGCAAGUGAAGGAAGAAUUAGCCUCUAUGACACUUCAAGAAGACAAGAACUCUCAGGAAUCCCCUCAGCAGCAGCAAAAUGAUACUGAAACAAAUUUAGAAUCUGAAGUUUAUCCAGAGAAUUUUCCAUCUUGCAACCAUCAAUUUCCUCCGGAGGAAAGUCUCGCAAACUCGGACCCUGCUAAUGAAAUGAAUGUAUUGUUAUUACAACAACAGGAGGAGAUUCAUAAACAAGAUCAUCAGAUAUGUCAGCAGCAAGAACCCCUUUCUUGGCUUGGUCCUCAACAGGAGAAACUGGAAGAUGCUCGUUCAGAAUCUGAUCUUCAAGUGCAGCAACACAAGCAGCAGCAGCAGCAACACCACCACCACCACCACCAACAACAACAACAACAACAACAACAACAACAACAACAACAACAACAACAACAACAACAACAACAACAACAACAACAACAACAACAACAACAACAACAACAACAACAACAACCUGAUUUACAGCCUCUGCAGGCAUCAGUAAUGUUAGAUCAAGUCCAAACUGGAUAUGAGCAUGUAGCAAGCCAAAAUACUCAUCUACAUGGGGCCUCUGGAAAUGCCAAGCUGAUCAAUCCUCAAGAAGUUCAGCCUCAACUCAUCCAGACUUCCCAAAGUUCUGAUCACCAGCUUCAUAUGCAAAUCUCUCAAGAAGGUGCUGAUUCUGGUCAUCCAUUGACUUCCCUGGCUGCUGAUCCCCUGCUGAUGAGAAUUCCAGAUGGAGCCUCUUCUGUCUCUGAAAUGCCACCAACCAUACCAGGCAAGUUAAUAAUACAUCUUCAAGUGAUCACCCCACAGUAAGGGGGUUAUGGCUUC